AGGUUUCAUUGCAGCCUCAGAGAGUAGUAGCUGCGUUUUAUUGCAUGCUGGCCAGAUUUGGAGUGACUGGGCCGCCGUCUUGACAGUGGCUGACCCGUUUGUCUUCGUUAUGAACUUUACCCAGGUUACUGAUGCUUUGAGUUGCACGGCUGCCCUAGCCGGACUAUCAAAGCAAGACUUGGCGAGACUGUCGAUGUCCACCGGCAAGUCCUUGCCCAAAGAUGCAGGAAAGUUCAUCGCAUGCAGCGGGAUCCCCGGGGCCCAUUACCUUCUGGCGACGAUGUCCGGGACUCUCAGUUCGUCGAGCCCCGGCGUCCCUUUCGGUCUUGGCCUGUGCCUCCCAGAGGCGUGCGGAGAUGCAGACGUGCCGGCGAUCCUGAACUCCCCGCUGGCGCUUCAGCUCAUCCCGGACCUGAGCGCAUUCUCCCUCUCCAACUUCCAUGUGACCGACCCCGUCGCUGGGCUCAUCCAGCCGGGUGCCCUCUGCUGGGUGGCAGUGGCGACUCUGGCGCUCCUGGGCGCGGCCAUCGCCUUCUCCACUCUCCGCAUGUGCCGGGCCCGCGUGGAGACGUCGCAGCUGUCCGGAGCCCCUCCGCGGGCGCCGCCACUCUUGAACCAGGCGUUUGCGCUGGUUGGGCGCAAUGGCACAAUGACGAAGCUCAUGGAGUGUCCGCCGCCCAAGCCUACGGACUGCUUGAACGGGCUCCGGGUGCUGGCGAUGGCCUGGAUCAUCUUGGGCCACACCUUUCUGAUGCCCGAAGGCGUGUCUGGCUACUCGAAUUCCCAGGACAUCACCAUGAGUGCCUGGAACAAAGCGGCUGCGGAGCGCAGCCCCUGGUUGAUGCUGAUCAUCCAAGCAGAACAGAGCGUGGACACGUUCUUUUUCCUGUCGGGCUUCUUGCUGUCUCACCUCAUGUUGAAGGAGCUUCAAAGCCGCGGCGCCAGCCCAGUGCUUGCCAUUCUGCUGAGGUACUUCCGACUCACGCCGAGCUUAGCGCUGGUCAUGCUGGUGUACUAUGGCAUUUUGCCAUAUUUGGCGUCUGGCCCCUUUGCUGUGAUCCUUCAGGAUUCCAUCUUCCGACGGUGCAAUGGGUCCUGGUGGUCGGAGCUCACCUACACCAUGAAUUUUAUCCCAUUUGACUCGGACAAAGUGUGCAUGGGCUGGACCUGGUACCUAGGAGACGACAUGAUUUUCUUUGUGCUGGGCAGUGUGCUGGUGCCCCUCUAUCACCGGAGGAGGAUCUUGGGGUGGUUUCUGAUGCUGUGUGUGACAGGGCUCUCCUUGGGAGUCACCGCCUGGCUGAUUGCGAAAUACCAUCUCUCGGCUUAUAUCUUCGACAGCCACUACGCCCGGUAUUCCUACUACGCCUACAGCAAGCCCUACACCCGAGCACCAGCAUACUUCGUUGGAGUGUCAACCGCGUGGGUGCUGCAAACGCUGGAAGCGCGGGGCGUGACCCGUGAGAGCUGCGAGAGAAGCGGCAAGGCCUCGCUGGGUGCGUCGCUGGCUGCUCUUAUGGCCUUCGGGGUUCUUUGCCUCGUGGUCUUCAUUCCGGCUACCGACUUCGGCGAUCAGAAAAACCGCUGGAGCGAUUUUGAUAGCGUCCUGCUCCUGGAUUUCGGCCGGGUGGGCUGGGCCGCAUCCUGGGGGAUCAUUACCAUCCUUUGCUACUACGGCUACCUGCCUUGGAUCAACGGCUUCCUCGCCCAUCCCGCGUGGAUGCCCUUGGUUCGCAUGACCUACGGGGCCUACUUGCUGCAUCCGCUGGUCAUCAAAUUGGCCGCCGGCACGUCGGUGCAGUACUACACCUUCUCCGGAAUGGAACUGUGCUACCGCUUGAUCGGCAACUGCUGCAUGGCUUACGGCUUGGCCGUGAUUCUCUGGUGUCUCAUUGAGCGCCCCAUCAUGACGCUCACAACAGCAGGACUCAAGAACCGCUCCUCCAGUGCCAAGACCGAGUCCUCCAGUUCAUCGCCGAACCUGGACGCCCGUAAUCAAAGUGCGUCGCGUGGCAGCUUAGCGGACCAGAGGGAAGAUGCAUGACGCGCGAAACCGCGCGGAAUCGAAUCGAGCGCGCCCGGGGCCAGACCGGCGGCGUUUCUUCGCCGCGUUCUACCAAAGGCUAGGGUUCGUUUGUUGCACUGGCGGUCGACUUGGCGAUCUGUGUGGCCUUUGGGUCUUGGUCCCCAUGACGUUUGCAUGGGAUGCGCAAGGAUGCCUUGCAGUCUGGUGAGACUUUUUUGACCGCUGCAAGGAACCUGAUGGGGAGUGCUUGGCUCCUCACUCGGGUAGCUUGCGCUUGGCCGAAUCUCCGUUAGAUCCUUCAGGCUCCCCUGGAGCCGCAAUCACUCGGUAAAAGAGGGCUGAGUAGGGGGUCAAUCUCAGCCAUAGGUCAGGAAACACCUAGAAUUUUGACUAGGACUUCUUCCCAAUUCACCAGGGCUUGUAAACAAAGCCAGGAAUUUCCGCCUUGGGCUGCUAUCAGUGGC
Molecule: messenger RNA, 2490 nt
Organism: Effrenium voratum
Lineage: Eukaryota; Dinophyceae; Suessiales; Symbiodiniaceae
Source: the annotation of a GenBank genome assembly